Messenger RNA from Mesocricetus auratus (golden hamster), 4846 nucleotides. It is a transcript of the gene Il12rb2, whose product is annotated as interleukin 12 receptor subunit beta 2. The transcript has 17 exons. NCBI's taxonomy places the organism in Eukaryota, Metazoa, Chordata, Mammalia, Rodentia, Cricetidae. Gene Ontology annotation, cellular component: external side of plasma membrane; signaling receptor complex; membrane. The coding region runs from base 1881 to 4463 and encodes 860 amino acids. Gene Ontology annotation, molecular function: cytokine receptor activity; cytokine binding. The record is from RefSeq and is a predicted model, not a curated record. Gene Ontology annotation, biological process: cytokine-mediated signaling pathway.
GGCACUCCCGCCGGGGCACUUGCCGUGGCCACAGCACGGGAGGACCACGCUGUCGCGCGGACUCCUGCGCGUGGCGCGGCGCUCCGCCAGCGAGUGCCGGGAUCCCUCUCGGCGUCCUGUGCGCAGGAAUACCUCCGGUGAGUGGCGGCAUGGGGCGAGCGCCGAGGAACUCGAAAAAUGUACAAUUCCAGUACACUGAAAGUGAUUCAGAAAGCAAAACCAUCCAGGACUAAAGAGAAAAUGAAAUAGACCGCAGCCUCGGUGGACAGCUUACUUGGGAUUCCUGCCCUCCCACACGAUGACAAGUUUCAGCUGCUCACCGUGACCCCUUCAUACCUUCAAAACCAGUACCACCUUGGUGAAUCUUACAUAUUACCAAGUCCGGCUGCCAGCAUGAGAUGUAGCCUUGGACCCUCUGGACCACAGCUUCUGUGUGCUGACCCUGAGGAAAUACAUCCAGAAGAUUUCACCUAAAUGAUGUUGGUCUCUUCUUAAUCACGGUUGAUUAUACCGAUUGUCCCAACAAAGCAAAGAUUUCACCCUACUGUUAUUAAUUCAAAACAUCACUCAAUACUGAUAGAGCCUUUGCUUCCCUCUGAAACGUGAAAAGUUAGCUCUUCAUCAUCUGUACUGCUGACAGGUUUGUCUUCCUAGUUCCCACAAUAAUUGACUAAGCUCUAGAUGCUCAAUGACUUUUCCAGUUCAAAGUUCCAAGUCCUUCCACAAUCCUCCCCAGAACAAUCUGGUCUGGUCUGUCAGAGCAAUACCAUACUUCUGUUCCCAAUUUCUAACUUAGGAUUUCUAUUGCUGUGAUAAAACAUCAUGGCUAAAGUGUUUUAUCUUUAUCUGUGGAGGGAGGGGUUUAUUUAUCUUACACUUAUAUAUCACAGUCCAUCAUUGAAAGAAGUUAUGGCAGAAACUGAAUCAAGAACCAUGAAAGAAUACUGUGUGCUGACUUUCUCCACUUGGCUGCUCAGCCUGUUUUCUUAUAGCACCCAGAACCACCCACCCAUAAGUUGUUCUGUUCCUAGUGAGCUGGGACCACCUAUACCAAUCAUUAAUCAAGAAAAUGCCCCCAUAGGGUUUCCUACAGACAGAUCUUAUGGGAGGCAUUUUCUAAAUGGAGAGUCCCUUUCCUCAAAUGACUCUAGCUUAUGUCAAGUUGACAUAAAACUAACCAAGACAAAAAUCAAAAUGAUAUCCUUUUGUUGCUGUUAUUUUGAGACAGGGGUUUGCCAAGGCUGACUUCAAAUUUGUCAGACUCCUGCCUUGGGUUCCAGUUUUAAAUUACUUCAAAGUCUGCUUUGUUCAUUUCCCCCUCUGUACCCACAUGUUUAAGAGUUAAUCCCCAGUGAUUUGAGGAGAUGCAGACUUCGGGAGGUGAUCAUAUCCCAGAGCUCAGCACGCAUGAGUGGGAUUAGUGACCCAGCUGCCUUGCUCCUUAUACCAUGGGGAGCAAGCCCAGAAGUGCCAUCUAUGAACUGAGGAGCAGGUCCUUAUCAGACAUUGAAACUGCUGCCUUCUUGAUCUGAGGCUUUCUGUUGCUCCCAGCAUCACUCUGGAGCUUUCGCAGCAGUCUGAACGCAGUGAGAUUCCCAGCCCCUUCUCAGUCUCUGCCCAUUCAUUGUAUCUUACCCUUGCACAUCGUUGAAAGAAAUUAUGGCAGAACCAAGAUGGUUCUCUGAGAUGGGGUAGGGGACAGAAAGUGGCUAUGAAUCAUCAGUUUCCUAGUUUUACAGUCUUAACAACAUGGGGAAACAGGAGUCCUUGAAUCGUUCUGGAAAGUGGUGGUUCUGGUUAUUUUCUAAAUGUUCUUAACAUGAAUGAAUUUGUCUUCUUUUCCAAGGGGAACUCAAGGUGCAUUCUGGAAUUAACUGCUCAUGGCACACACUGUUAGAGAGUGCUUGUUGGGACUGAUUUUUUUAUUCAUGUGGCUCUUGAUUAAAGCAAAUAUAGAUGCAUGCAAGAGAGGCACCGUGACUGUCAAGCCUUCCCCUGUGAUUCCACUUGGGUCAGCUGCCAAUAUUUCCUGCUCUUUGCAUCCCAAACAAGGCUGUUUGAAUCAUUCCGGUCCUAACAAAUUAGUCCUCUUAAAGGUCGACAGAAUAGUCCAUUUCCACUACGGUCAAUCCUCCACUUUUCAAGUCACCAACCUUUCCCUUGGUAUGACCUUGUUCGUCUGCAGGCUGGACUGUAGCCCUGGUCGGUACCGAGUGUGUGGGGCAGAGAUCUCAGUUGGUGUUGCUCCAGAGCCACCUCGAAACUUAUCGUGCAUCCAGAUAGGAGAACAUGGAAUGGUGACCUGCACCUGGGACCCUGGACAAGAUACACAUCUGAAAACCCAUUACACUUUACAGUUGACUGGACCAAACAAUGUGACCUGUCAGGACCAGUGCCGCUGUCAGAAUUGUAAUCACUUGAAUCUUGGGAUCAGUCUAACCUCUGAUUUAGCUGAAUCCAAGUUCACCGUCAUUGUCACUGCCGCCAACGGUCUCGGAAACUCUUCUUCACUUCCGUUUAUGUUCACGUUCUUGGACAUAGUGAGGCCUCUUCCUCCGUGGGACAUCAGAAUCGAUUUUCUAAAUGCUUCUGGGAGCAGAUGUGCCCUGCAGUGGAAAGAUGAGGGCCAAGUGGUGCUCAAUCGACUCAGAUACCGGCCUUUUAACAGCAGGACAUGGAAUAUGGUUAAUGCUACAAAUGCCAAAGGAAGAUACGGCCUACAAAAUCUGAAACCAUUUACAGAAUAUGAAUUUCAGAUUUCCUCUAAGCUACAUCUUUCUAAAGGAAGUUGGAGCGAUUGGAGUGAGUCGCUGACAACACGAACACCCGAAGAAGAGCCUGUUGGGACAUUAGACAUCUGGUACAUGAAACAGAACAUCAGCUAUAACAGACAACAGAUCUCUCUUUUCUGGAAGAAUCUGAGUCCAUCAGAGGCAAGGGGGGAAAUCCUCCACUAUCAGGUGACCUUGCGGGAGGUGACAAGGAAAAUCACACUCCAGAACAUUACAGGACACACUUCCUGGACUGGGAUCAUUCCCAGAGUGGGGGCUUGGACCGCAUCUGUGUCUGCAGCCAAUUCGAAAGGCACCUCUGCACCCACUCAUAUAAACAUAGUGGACCUGUGUGGCACUGGGCUGCUGGCUCCUUACUGGGUAUCUGCAAAGUCGGAGAACAUGGACAACAUUUUGGUGAGCUGGCAGCCUCCUAGGAAAGCUGCCUCUGCUGUUCAAGAGUACAUAGUGGAAUGGAGGGCUCUAGAACCAGGGAGCAUCAUGAGGUUUCCCCCGCACUGGCUUCGGAUUCCUCCCUACAACACAUCCGCUCUGAUUUCAGAGAACAUCAGUCCCUACGUCUGUUAUGAAAUCCGGGUGCAUGCACUGUCAGAGGACCAAGGAGGCUGCAGCUCCGUCCUGGGUGACUCCAAGCACAAAGCACCCCUGACUGGCCCUCAUAUCAUUGCCAUCGAAGAGAAAAAGGCAAGCGUUUUUAUUUCCUGGUCCCAUAUCCCAGUCCGGGAGCAGAUGGGCUGCCUCCUCCAUUACAGAAUAUACUGGAAAGAACGAGACUCUACUGCGCAACCUCAGCUCUGUGAGAUUCCUUACAGACACUCCCAAAACUCAUAUCCAAUAAGCAGCCUGCAGCCUGGAGUGACAUACGUCUUAUGGAUGACAGCUCUGAGUUCCGCUGGUGAAAGUCCCCAAGGAAAUGAGAGGGAAUUUUGUCCACAGGGCAAAGCCAACUGGAAAGCAUUUGUGGCAUCAAGCAUUUGCAUUGCUAUCAUCACAGUGGGUAUCUUCUCAAUUCGUCCCUUCCGGCAAAAGGUAUUUGCUUUCCUCUCUGCUCUCAGACCUCAGUGGUAUAGCAGAACCAUUCCAGAUCCAGCAAAUAGCACUUGGGUAAAGAAGUACCCCAUUGUGGAGGAGAAGACCCAGCUACCCAUGGACAGUCUCCUGAUAGCCUGGCCCACUCCAGAAGAACCUGAGCCCCUGAUCAUCAAUGAAGUCCUUUACCAAAUGGCCCCAGUCUUCAGACAUCCCUAUUGCCCCAAAAGAGGUCAAGGGUUCAAAGGUCACUCUACCCCCAAGGAAGACACAACAUACAUUGCCUCCAGUCCACAACCUAUAAGAACUCUCACAGCUGACACAAGACAACUAGUGAAUCUAUACAAGGUGCUAGGAAGUAGAGAACCUAACUCGAAACUGGGCAAUCUGACUAGUAACUUGACUGUCACCACAGGGGACUACCUUCCUAGCCAAGAAGGCUAUUUACCCUCUAACAUCGGAGACUUUCCUCCACAUGAGGAUCCUCCAACUGAUUCUUUAGAACUGGAGGAGCAUCAACACAUCUCUCUUUCCAUUUUUGCAUCAACUUCUCUUCGCCCCCUCACCUUCUGUGGUGAGAGGCUGACUCUGGAUCAGUUAAAGAUGGGGUAUGACUCUCUCAUAAUGAGUAAUGAGGCUUGAUAACUAGAAAGGCAGUGUGCCCAUUAAUAUAACACAGCACAACACAUCUGUUUACUCAGUCCCUAAAACAUCGGUCACCAUCUUUGGUAGUACAGGGGCCUGGGUGUAGCUAGACAGUGCAGUCAAGCCAGUGGUAUCUGGAUUAAGUUAGCUUCACCAUAGGGUCUUGCUGCCUUGAACACCAGUUUACUCCAGGUCUAAAACCUCAAUGUACAACCUGGACCUUGUUGUUUUCCUUUGUGUAACUAUGGCCUAACUCAUAUCCCACCACUGGGGAAGUGCCACUCUAAAACGCAAAGCCUGAUUCUACCCCCACCCUGUCCUCUCCAGUGACUACUUUCACAUAUUUGGUACUUUCAUUUAAUAAAGUAUCUAUUUGCAAA